GAAAAUCAGAAGGAUAACCUAACAAAAGGGAAGGAAGGGAAUCCAGAAUGCCUAAUGGCCCGUUAAGAAAAGAGUACCACAUUUUUGCCAACUUGCCACACUUGUCACUGUAGGAACACUGUAACAGAAUAGCUAAUCAAAACCAAAAAUUUCUGCAGUUCAAUGAUCUGGGCAACGUUUGUAUGGUGAUGGCAAGGGCUAGAAAUUGUUGCAUGCACCCAAAACGCGUAGCUUUGAUCUGGGUUCUUUGUUCAUUUCUCUUCUUUUGUGCUUUCCAGAUGAUUCUCAAGAAUUCAUCCCUUAAUAACCCAACUUCAUCUUCAUCUUCAUCUUCUUCAGAUGCCUCAAUGUCAAACACGCAGAAGAGAGCACAUUUGUAUGAGAAAAUGGCAGGGAAUUUAGAGGAACAUGGGCCAGCUUUCCUUAAACAUGGAGAAACUUCUCAGUCAUUGUCACUUUCUGAUUUAUUUAGUGUAAAAGAUGGUGUUGUAACACCUAAUCCCAAGGCAGCUAAUCCCCCUGUACGAGCGAAUGUUUUGUACUUAAGCACUGAAUAUUCAGUUCCCAUAGCAAAGGCUGUUAAAAUGGUGUUUUCACCUUACUUCGACAAAGCAAUCUGGUUUCAGAAUUCAAGUUUGUACCACUUUAGCAUGUUCCAUGCCUCGCAUCAUAUUGCACCUGUUUCUGCCACUCGUGAUGAAGUUGAAGCUGAAGCCAAUGCAGUUAAAAGUGUUGCUGAAUCACUUUGCCCGUUGAAAAUCAUUCUAGAUAGGGUGGUUUUGACUUCAACUGGUGUUCUACUUGGUUGCUGGCAGGUAACUUCUGGCACGGAUCCAACUACUGUACGUGCUAAGCUGAGGGCAGCCCUUCCGCGUGCACCGGAAAAGCAGCUUUAUGAUGAUGCAAUACUUCAUACUUCAUUUGCUAGGCUAUUGGGUCCUCCAAGAAUUAUAGACAGGGAUGCAGGCGAAACUGCAGACAACAUUAAAUUGUUUCAUAAGCUGGUGGCUCACUUGAACAAUCAAAUUAGUGGAUUUCAGGCCAUCGUUUCUGAACUCUGGUAUGUAGAGGAACUCGAUGUGCUUGCACUUGCAUUGGAUGGAAGGAUGAAUGCUCGAAGAUUUCAACUUAACUGCUCUUAAGCCUGAGACUUCUGAACAUAAACACAGCCAUGUCUAGGUUAUAGAUACUCAUACUGCAGGUUGUAAUAUGUUGCAUAUUGUAUAGUACUUGAAAUUGAUCAGACCCUGCUAUAUUACUGUAAAAAUCUCUGAUUGAUACACAACUAAAUGUGUGGAUUCAAUUUUCCUCCCGGUAAAUGAUUUCUCAUUUUCACCCGGGUGUAGGAUGCACACCCUGAUA
This is a messenger RNA of Spinacia oleracea (spinach), 1362 nucleotides long. RefSeq lists its product as uncharacterized. The record is from RefSeq and is a predicted model, not a curated record. The transcript is spliced from 10 exons. Bases 183 to 1142 code for a protein of 319 amino acids. NCBI's taxonomy places the organism in Eukaryota, Viridiplantae, Streptophyta, Magnoliopsida, Caryophyllales, Amaranthaceae.